This is a messenger RNA of Macrosteles quadrilineatus (aster leafhopper), 990 nucleotides long. RefSeq lists its product as uncharacterized. The record is from RefSeq and is a predicted model, not a curated record. Bases 1 to 990 code for a protein of 329 amino acids. The transcript has 4 exons. NCBI's taxonomy places the organism in Eukaryota, Metazoa, Arthropoda, Insecta, Hemiptera, Cicadellidae.
AUGAAUGUGUUGUUCAUUAUUGUUACAUGUUGGACACUUUUAAGGUUUGUUGACAGUAGAACGAAGGAAUCGGAAAUCGACCAUGAAGACGUCGAUUCUGGUGAGAAUGGCAACUAUACAACCGCCGAGUUGAGGGAUAGGGUUUUGGCGGAAUGGAAAGGGAAGACAGACGAGAUUCAAGGGUAUUUUGACCAACUGCCCUCAGAAGAGUUUAAAGAGAACUCCGAGGAUCUCAAGUUCAAAUAUUACUAUGAACGGAAAGGGUUGAGGAACGUAAACACCAACCAAGUGUACAACAUAACCCCGCAGCUGUACCAUGACCCCUCUGGACCCAUGUAUACUGUAGAGGUCAACGACACUUACGUGCCCAAGUACCGGAUCACUACUAGCGAGGAAGAGAGAAUGGACAAAUAUGGUACGUUCAACUCGGAGUCUGAAUCUUCAGAAGUUUCAAGCGAAGAGGUAAAAAAGAAAAAGAAGAAGAAAAAGAAGAAAGAUUCAUCAGAGGAUGGAGGGGGGAAAACAAAAAAGAAGAAAGAAAAGAAAACAUGGCCUUCAAAUAUGGAUCCUAAAGAAAAGCGCAGAAAGAAGAAGUCAAAGACUUCUGAAGAAGAGAAGAAAAAGAAAGACCUUCAGAAUAAAUUGAAUGGUAAAAGUAACACUAGACUGAAUUUUAAAAGGAUCCCAGAUGGAAACAACCUACAAAAGAGAAUUGGAGAAUCUAUUCCCCAUGAUGUUUUGAAAACAAUUCAGGGUGAUAACAAGGGUAAAAGAGUUGAAGAAGGAAAACAGCAGCAGAGUAAAAAAUUUAAAAGUAAACAAAGCCGAUCUAAUUUGAAGUCAAAUUAUGGAAUAAAAAAUAUGCAAACUAAAAAAGGUGAGAAAGCGAUAGAUAACAACGAAAUUGAGAAGAAACUUGAUAAUUUAGAAAGACAAAAGAAACGUCCAAGACAACAAAUAAAUGGUUUUCCAUUGCGGCCUUUUCUGUAA